CUGCUCCCGGAAGCACGAGAGAGAACAGUCGUAAGGAUUACAUCCGCUGUUUCGCCAACACCUAAAGCUUGCGCUCGCGAAACCGGAAGUGGCUUUUCAUCUUGGCUCUUUAUCCGGCUGGCCUUCAGGCGUCCGCGUGAGAAUUGGAUGUGUCGUCGUUCUAGGCUUGGGAGGUGCUAGUUCGCCUCGCCUGAUUCGAGCGGGGUCGGUGCUGGGAACUAGGAUGUCGGACACGUGGAGCUCUAUCCAGGCCCAUAAGAAACAGCUGGAUUCGCUUCGUGAGCGGCUGCAGCGGAGGCGGAAGCAGGACUCUGGGCACUUGGAUUUAAGGAAUCCAGAAGCAGCACUGUCCCCAACCUUCCGUAGUGAUAGCCCAGUGCCAACUGCACCUCCCUCUAGUGGCCCUAAGCCCAGCACCACUUCUGUGGUUCCUGAGUUAGCUACAGACCCUGAGUUGGAGAAGAAGUUGCUCCACCACCUCUCAGAUCUGGCCUUAACCUUGCCCACUGAUGCUGUUUCCAUCCGUCUUGCCAUCUCUACGCCAGAUGCACCUGCCACUCAAGAUGGGGUCGAAAGCCUUCUACAGAAAUUUGCAGCUCAGGAGUUGAUUGAGGUAAAGCGAGGUCUCCUACAAGAUGAUGCACAUCCCACUCUUGUAACUUACGCUGACCACUCCAAGCUCUCUGCCAUGAUGGGUGCUGUGGCAGACAAGAAAGGCCUUGGAGAAGCAGCAGGGUCUAUCACAGGGCAGAAACGGCGUGCAGAACAGGACUCGACUACUGUGGCUGCCUUUGCCAGCUCUUUAGCAUCUGGUUUGACCUCUUCAGCAUCAGAACCAGCUAAGGAGCCGCCUAAGAAAUCAAGGAAACAUGCUGCCUCAGAUGUUGACCUGGAGAUAGAAAGUCUUUUGAACCAACAGUCUACUAAAGAACAACAGAGCAAGAAGGUCAGUCAGGAGAUCCUAGAGCUAUUAAAUACCACAACAGCCAAGGAACAAUCCAUUGUUGAAAAGUUCCGCUCUCGAGGUCGGGCCCAGGUGCAAGAAUUUUGUGACUAUGGGACCAAGGAAGAGUGCAUGAAAGCCAGUGAUGCUGACCGUCCUUGUCGCAAGCUGCACUUCAGACGAAUUAUCAAUAAGCACACUGAUGAGUCUUUAGGUGACUGCUCCUUCCUUAACACAUGUUUCCACAUGGAUACCUGCAAAUAUGUUCACUAUGAAAUUGAUGCUUGCAUGGAUUCGGAGGGUCCUAGCAGCAAGGAGCAUACGCCAAGCCAGGAGCUUGCUCUUACGCAGAGUGUUGGUGGCGACUCCAGUGCAGAUCGACUCUUUCCACCUCAGUGGAUCUGUUGUGAUAUCCGCUACCUGGACGUCAGUAUCUUGGGCAAAUUUGCAGUUGUGAUGGCUGACCCACCUUGGGAUAUUCACAUGGAGCUACCAUAUGGGACCUUAACAGAUGAUGAGAUGCGCAGGCUCAAUAUACCAGUACUGCAGGAUGAUGGCUUUCUUUUCCUCUGGGUCACAGGCAGGGCCAUGGAAUUGGGCAGAGAGUGUCUGAACCUCUGGGGCUAUGAACGGGUGGAUGAGAUCAUCUGGGUGAAGACUAAUCAACUGCAGCGCAUCAUCAGGACAGGCCGCACAGGCCACUGGCUGAACCACGGAAAGGAACACUGCUUGGUUGGUGUCAAAGGAAAUCCCCAAGGCUUCAACCAGGGUCUGGAUUGUGAUGUGAUUGUAGCUGAGGUUCGUUCCACCAGUCAUAAACCAGAUGAAAUAUAUGGCAUGAUUGAGAGAUUGUCCCCUGGGACCCGCAAGAUUGAGUUAUUUGGACGACCACACAAUGUGCAACCCAACUGGAUUACUCUCGGAAACCAACUGGAUGGGAUACACCUACUAGACCCAGAUGUGGUUGCCCGGUUUAAGCAAAGGUAUCCGGAUGGUAUCAUCUCUAAACCUAAGAAUUUAUAGAAGCACUUCCUUAUGAAGCUAACCAUGCAUAGCCAUGGCUCUAUUGACCACACCUUAAGAGUGUUUAUAUAGUAGUGCUCCCCACCCCGUAUUUAAAUAAAAGUUUGUAUUGUAGUUAGAAUUUCUGAAGUGAAAUUCUGACUUUGCCACUCAGCAUGUGUUCUUGUGCAACUCUUUUCUCAGUAUAAGUCAUGGAAUGUUAGCUACCUACUUCAUUAGCUGUAAAUGUUCAAAUUAAAUGGAUACAUGGAAUAGCA
Messenger RNA from Peromyscus californicus insignis, 2223 nucleotides. RefSeq names its product methyltransferase 3, N6-adenosine-methyltransferase complex catalytic subunit (gene Mettl3). NCBI's taxonomy places the organism in Eukaryota, Metazoa, Chordata, Mammalia, Rodentia, Cricetidae. The transcript is spliced from 11 exons. The coding region runs from base 224 to 1966 and encodes 580 amino acids. Gene Ontology annotation, molecular function: mRNA m(6)A methyltransferase activity; mRNA (2'-O-methyladenosine-N6-)-methyltransferase activity. The record is from RefSeq and is a predicted model, not a curated record. Gene Ontology annotation, cellular component: RNA N6-methyladenosine methyltransferase complex; nucleus.